This is a messenger RNA of Staurois parvus, 318 nucleotides long. The record is from the annotation of a GenBank genome assembly. Lineage: Eukaryota; Metazoa; Chordata; Amphibia; Anura; Ranidae.
CCCACCAGUGCCCAGCUUUGCCUCCCAUCAGUGCCCCCCACCCAGUGUCUCCCAUCAGUGCCCAGCAGUGCCGCCCAUCAGUGCCACCUAUCAUGCCACCUAUCAGUGCCCAUCAGUGCCACCUAUCAGUGCAGCAGCAUCCGUGCCUCCUCAUUAAUGCCCACCAGUGCUGCCUCAUCAGUGCCGCCUAUCAGUGCAGCAUCAUCCAUGCCUCCUCAUCAAUGCCCACCAGUGCCGCCUCAUCAGUGCAGCCUAUCAGUGCCCAUCAGUGCUGCCUAUCCAUGCCACCUCAUCAGUGCCCAUCAGUGCUGCCUAUCA